Lemur catta (Ring-tailed lemur) is the source of this 1845-nucleotide messenger RNA. RefSeq names its product sosondowah ankyrin repeat domain family member D (gene SOWAHD). Bases 276 to 1253 code for a protein of 325 amino acids. The record is from RefSeq and is a predicted model, not a curated record. Lineage: Eukaryota; Metazoa; Chordata; Mammalia; Primates; Lemuridae. The transcript has a single exon. Gene Ontology annotation, molecular function: protein binding.
UGGCCGCGAUACCCCGGGUGCUGGAGCGGGGCUUGCCCUGGGGACUUGGCCGGUGCUCCCACCCUUCCACGCCCCCUCCCCGCCACCGCCCGCGCGGGGGCCCUCCCCCAGCUCUCUCCCUCCCUCCCUCCUCCUCUCCUUUGCUCCCUCCCUCCGAACCCAAUUGCUCAAGCCUCUUCCUUCCCCAACGCCAGCGCCAGUUCCUCUGCCCGUGGGGCCCGGGAAGGGCUGCGAACGCCAGGCAGUAGGACGGCCGCGGCGGCAGCUGCAAGACCAUGGCCCAGCCCCGAGGGGCCGCGAACCCGGCGCCCAAGGCCUCGCCCGCGCCGACCGAGCAGAGCCUGCGGAGCGCCCCGCAGCCCCGCCCCUCGAGAGCGGACUCCGGCAGCCUGGGCAGGUACCGGGGCAACGCCGCCGCCGCCGCCGCCUCCCGGAAGCCCUCCUUCCACGGCACGCUGAUGCUCUCGGGAGCGGGCUCGGGGCGCCGGCGGGGAGCGCUGCGGGAGCUGCUGGGGCUGCAGGGGGCGGCUCCUGCCGGGUGGCUGUCGGAGGAGCGCGCCGAGGAGCAGUCCCCGGGCGGGCCCGGCGGGCCGAGCGGACCGGGCGGCAGCGGGCUGUGCCUGGAGCCGCGGGAGCACGCGUGGAUUCUGGCGGCCGCCGAGGGCCGCCUCGAGGUGCUGCAGGAGCUGCUGGAGGCUGAUCCGGGGCUGCUGCUGCGGUGCGACCCGAUCACCGGCUACACAGUGCUCCACUGGCUGGCCAAGCACGGGCGCCACGAAGAGCUCAUUUGGCUACACGACUUCGCCCAGCGCCGGGGGCUGCGGCUCGACGUGAGCGUCCCAGGCAGCGGCGGCCUCACGCCCCUCCACCUGGCGGCUCUGCAGGGCCACGACAUGGUCAUCAAGGUGCUGGUGGGCGCCCUGGGUGCUGACCCCACGCGUCGCGACCACAGUGGCAACCGGCCCUGCCACUACCUGCCACCCGAUGCGCCUCGGAAUCUGCGGGAGCUGUCGGGGGCCGAGGACUGGGAGACGGCUGGCGACAGCGAGCGCCAAAACGCCAACAACAACAGCAGCAGCGGCGGCACCGCGUGGACGCUCAGGCGGUCCCCGAGCGCCGUGGGCGCGACGGCCGUGGGAACAAACACGAGAGCGGCGACGCUGUCUGCCAGGGAGAAGGACGCCGCGGGCAGCCGCGUGGCGCAAAUUCAAGGCCUUUUCCGCCAGCUGUUCCCCUUCUUCCAGAACCGUUGAGGGCAACAGAGACUGGAGAGCUCGGAGGGGCCGCGACGCUGCGGCGAGGCCUCUGCUCUCGGUUUUCCCGGGUUCCACCGAAGGAGAGGCACCUCGAAUGCAGCUUGGGCCUGCAAGGAGCAGACCACGUCGGGGCCCGACUCAGGUACCUGUCCCAGGUCUCCUGCAACCACAGGCCACAAGGACUUGGGGACUAGAGAGCUCCACGGACCUAGCCAGCCUGGCGCCAAGUCCCCAAGCUGCUACAGGACUAAGGAGUUAGGCGCAGGGAGCGUGGUCCUGCUUGGGAGAUUCCAAGCUAAGCUUCCAGUAGCCAUUCCUGGGCAGGCGGAAGCGCUGGGUUUAUUAGGAAACAUUCGCUGGAAGAAUGACUAAACCAAGGAUGCAGAGGAAACUCGUAAAACUCUGCCGGCCUCACUUGGCCAUUGGCGGGUCUUGCACGGCAGGUAGAGUCAGCCCCUGGCAUCCUGCUCCUGAGACUACCCAGGCCUUACCGGUACCUUUUCUAAUGUAGCACGGAAGACUUCUUAAGUUUAUUAAAGUGGAAUGUGUUUUCCAUUCACGUGACAAAGUUGACCUUCUAGUGCCUUUU